This is a messenger RNA of Rana temporaria (common frog), 3751 nucleotides long. RefSeq names its product DEAH-box helicase 36 (gene DHX36). Lineage: Eukaryota; Metazoa; Chordata; Amphibia; Anura; Ranidae. The record is from RefSeq and is a predicted model, not a curated record. The transcript has 25 exons. Gene Ontology annotation, molecular function: G-quadruplex RNA binding; ATP binding; DNA helicase activity. Bases 170 to 3184 code for a protein of 1004 amino acids. Gene Ontology annotation, cellular component: cytoplasm; intracellular anatomical structure; nucleus.
UCUACCACAAAAUGGUUUCCACCUCUCGCUGUUCGUACGAGACUGAAUAGCGGGUUUCUACACUACGUCGGUUCCCGGGUCUCGCGCCUGCGCUUUAGGCGGUCUAUGGUAGCCGCAGCGGGCCAGCUACUGUGUGUCGCCGGUAAACGUUUUGUCUGUUUGAACGGCAAUGAGCUACGAACAGCGCCGAGGAUGGGGACGGGGUCGAGGACGAGGUGGCCGUGGUCGGGACCGAGACCGAGAUGACUCAUUCCACCGUGACGGAGAAAGUAGCGGGGGUGGGAGAGAGAGACCACCUCCUCACCUGAGGGGCCGGGAGAUCGGCUUGUGGUAUGCCCGGAGACAGGGGCCUAAGAACAAGGAGAAGGAGAAAGAGAAGGAGAGGAUGGAUAGAGCUGUUGUGCACAUGGAUGAAUCCAGAGAACUACAGAUCACACGUCUUCUAAGCACUGUGCAGGCGCAAAAUAAUGAUGUGAAGCCAACUCUCUCUGAAGACUCAUGGUGGGCCACUGAAAAUGAAAGAAACAGUACCCCACCUCAACUUGGAGAGAAUGCAUUCACAGAAAAAGAUGCUUGGGAUGAUGAUGAUGAAGAUGAUGAUGUUACUGAUACUGAAUAUGCAUCUGUUAGUGAGUGCUAUAGGGGAAAUACAGCCUUGGAUCAACAACUUAAAGAAGAGCUGCAGAGGAAAAAAAACAAUUUCACAUAUGCUGAAAUGCAGCGGUUCCGUGAAAAGUUGCCUUCAUACGCUAUGAGAGAGGAGAUCGUUAAAGUAAUAAACGCCAAUCAGGUGACAGUCAUUAGUGGUGAGACUGGGUGUGGAAAAACUACCCAAGUGACACAGUUUAUUUUGGAUGACCAUAUCAUGAGAGGCAAAGGGUCUAUGUGCCACAUUGUCUGCACUCAACCAAGGAGAAUAAGUGCCAUAUCGGUAGCGGACCGUGUUGCUGCAGAACGAGGGGAACUGUGUGGGAGGGGAAAUAGCACUGGUUACCAAAUCCGUCUUGAAAGUCAGUUGCCUCGGAAGCAGGGUUCAAUCUUGUACUGUACGACUGGCAUAGUUCUGCAGUGGCUUCAGUCUGACCAACGCUUGGGCGAAGUCAGUCACGUUGUCCUAGAUGAAAUUCAUGAGAGAAACCUGCAUUCUGAUGUCCUCAUGGCAAUAGUGAAAGAUCUUCUAAUCUGCCGCCCAGAUUUGAAGGUCAUACUGAUGAGUGCCACUCUCAAUGCAGAGAAGUUUUCUCAGUACUAUGGUAACUGUCCAAUGCUGCAUAUUCCUGGAUUUACUUUCCCGGUCAAAGAGUAUCUCUUGGAGGAUGUAAUUGAAAUGCUAAGGUAUUCCCCUAAAGACAAAGAUCGUAAGCCACAGUGGAAGAAUAGGUUUAUGCAAGGACGUAUGGUUCAACCAGAGAAGGUGGAAAAGGAGAAGCUGUAUCAGGAACGCUGGCCAAGAUAUUUGCGGGAUCUUCAAGUAAAGUACUCUGAAAGUACUAUUCAUUCUUUGGAAUGUGCGGAUGACGAGAAGGUUGAUAUCGAUCUGAUUUCUGAGCUUAUCAGGCACAUAGUCUUGAAAGGGGAGGAUGGUGCAAUAUUGGUGUUCCUUCCAGGCUGGGACAAUAUCAGCACACUUCAUGAUUUGCUGAUGUCACAAAUCAUGUUUAAAUCAGACCGGUUUAUUAUUAUCCCUCUGCAUUCAUUAAUGCCAACUGUGAACCAAACACAGGUUUUCAAAACUCCACCUCGUGGGGUACGAAAGAUUGUUAUUGCCACCAACAUUGCAGAGACAAGCAUCACAAUAGACGACGUUGUGCAUGUAAUAGAUUGUGGCAAAAUAAAAGAAACAAACUACGACACUCAAAAUAACAUCAGCACUUUGACAGCAGAAUGGGUUAGCCAUGCUAAUGCAAAGCAGAGAAAAGGACGUGCUGGCAGAGUAAAGCCAGGUUGCUGCUAUCAUCUAUACAACAGCCUGAGGGAUAGUCUUCUAGAUGAUUAUCAGCUGCCAGAAAUUGCAAGAACACCUCUAGAGGAACUUUGCCUGCAGAUAAAGAUUGUAAAGCUUGGCGGCAUUGGCUUCUUCCUUAGAAAACUGUUGGACCCACCAUCGCAACAGGCAGUGAGCCUGGCUAUAAACCAUCUUAUGGAACUGAAUGCUCUCGAUAAACGUGAAGAAUUGACACCCCUGGGGUUUCACUUGGCGCGGUUACCAGUAGAACCACAUAUCGGAAAGAUGAUUCUCUUUGGGGCAUUGUUUGGUUGUUUGGAUCCUGUCUUAACAAUUGCAGCAAGCCUCAGCUUUAAAGACCCAUUUCUUAUUCCAUUGGGUAAGGAAAAAUUGGCAGAUGCAAGAAGAAAGGAACUGUCCAAAAAUACGAAGAGUGACCACUUGACUGUUCUGAAUGCUUUCAUGGGUUGGGAGGAAGCUAAGCGAUAUGGACCAAAAGCAGAGAAGGACUACUGCUGGGAUAACUUCCUGUCUUCUAAUUCACUCAAGAUGCUAAAUGACAUGAAAGGGCAGUUUGCGGACCACCUGGUUGGAGCAGGUUUUGUCAGCAGCAGUAAUCCAAAGCAUUCUAAAUCUAAUAUCAAUUCAGAUAAUGAAAAGCUCAUCAAGGCGGUUAUCUGUGCUGGAUUGUAUCCAAAAGUGGCUAAGAUUCGCCCUACCUUCAGUAAAAAAAGACAAAUGGUAAAAGUUUACACAAAAUCAGAUGGUAAGGUCUGCAUUCAUCCCAAAUCGGUCAACGUGGAAGAGACAGAGUUUCACUACUCCUGGCUGGUCUACCACCUGAAGAUGAAAACCAGUAGUAUUUACCUGUAUGACUGCACAGAGGUCUCUCCAUAUUCACUACUUUUCUUUGGAGGAGAUAUUUCCAUCCAGAAGGACCAAGGGCAGGACACUAUUGCUGUCGAUGAAUGGAUUGUUUUUCAGUCGCCUGGUCGGAUUGCACACCUGGUCAAGGAUUUGAAGACAGAGCUUGAUUCCCUUUUGCAAGAGAAGAUAGAAAAUCCUCGACCUGUAGACUGGAGUGAAACGGAAUCAAGAGACUGUGCUUUUCUUUCAGCCAUUAUUGAUCUAAUAACUACCCAAGAGAAUGGGGAGGCCAAGAAUUUUGCCCCUCGACUGCAGCCGAAGAAAUCGUGGUCUUGUGCAGCCAAUUUUCAGUACUAUCAAGCAAGCAACUAGUUUUGUUUUUGUUUUUUUUUGCUGUUGAACAGCAAUUACUUUAUCUGCCACUAGAGGGACCUUCAAGCUAUUGCACUGAUGUAGAAGAACUGUGAGAAAUGUAAUUUUGUACAUUGAUGUGCUGGUUCAUUAUUGGUCUGUAAAUGGCUUUCCAUGUUUUUAUACAUGGUUAUGAAAUGACAUUACUGUGCUCAACAGUAUAUGCGACUGUAAUUUAAACACCUGCAAAAAUAUAUUCAGAUGUUGAAUAAAAGCAGGAGAUAAAUUCCUGUCAGCCCCAAAAAGUGAAUGUUUUGUUUAAUGUCUGUACUGUAGUUGUAUUUUUUGUUAAAGAACUGUUCCGAUUUCUCACAUUUUGUUUAGCAAGUUUAUUAUAUCGUCAAUGGCUUAUUUAUGCUCAUAUCAAAUGGUAUUGCCUCAUAUGCUAUGCUCUGAGGGAGGCCAAUUCUGUGUGUACAGGAAGAACAGGACAAGACAUGUCAUAAAGGAGAAACGCCUUUUUUUCCAUAAAUUCCAAUCAUGUCUUGCUAUUGUCUUCUCUAAUAAAAAUUCACCUUUUCUAAUGUU